CCGGACAGGGCUGACUUCCGGGGCAGAUGCGGAAGUGCAAGGAGGCCCCGGGAGCCGGGUUCGCUUGCCAGACUUCGGGCCCUGCUGUGCGCCUCGGGAACGUUCUGGAGAGGUUGAUUCGUAGAGGCCGCUUCUGUCAGCCCAGACCAGACGAAGCCGGCGCGGGGGGCCUCUCCCCGGCCUAGGAGCCGAUGCCUGCCGCGCCCUGGAGCCCCCGUAGCGGGGCCGGACCAUGAGCCUGCUGGGCGGCCUGGCCUCCUCGCCGCGGACCGCGCUGCAGUCCAGCAAGGCCAGGAUGAAAAAGCUCCCGAAGAAGAGCCAGAACGAGAAGUACCGGCUCAAAUACCUGCGGCUGCGCAAAGCGGCCAAAGCCACGGUGUUUGAAAAUGCUGCUAUUUGUGAUGAAAUUGCUCGUCUUGAGGAAAAAUUUCUUAAAGCAAAAGAAGAAAGACGGUACUUGCUGAAGAAGCUCCUGCAGCUCCAGGCUCUCACGGAAGGGGAGCUACCAGCUGCCGCGCCUCCCCACAGCUCCAGUUUGCCCCUGCCUUACGGUGUGGCCAGCUCUGUGGGAACUAUACAGGGAGCUGGGCCCGUUUCUGGGCCUAGCACUGGGGCUGAGGAAUCAUUUGGGAAGAAAUCCAAGAAGGAGAAAAAAGAAAAAGGCAAAGAGAACAACAAACUGGAAGUUGUGAAGAAAACAUGCAAGAAAAAGAAAAUGGAGGGAGGUGCUCGCAAGCUGGUUCAGCCCAUUGCCCUGGAUCCCUCAGGACGGCCUGUGUUCCCCAUCGGACUGGGGGGUCUAACAGUAUAUAGCCUGGGGGAGAUCAUCACCGACCGACCUGGCUUCCAUGACGAGAGCGCCAUCUACCCUGUGGGCUACUGCAGUACUCGGACCUACGCCAGCAUGAAGUGUCCAGACCAGGAGUGUCUGUACACCUGUCAGAUCAAGGACGGUGGCUCGCAGCCUCAGUUUGAAAUUGUUCCCGAAGACGACCCCCAGGAUGCCGUUGUCGGCUCUUCUGCAGACGCCUGCCACGCAGACCUGCUCAGGACCAUAAGUGCUGCUCUGGGGAGGCCAGUGCCCAACCUGUUUCCAUCUGGAGCUGACUUUUUUGGGUUUUCUCAUCCAACUAUCCACAACCUGAUCCAGAGUUGUCCGGGAGCUCGAAAAUGCGUCAAUUACCAGUGGGUGAAGUUUGACGUGUGCAAACCUGGGGACGGGCCACCGCCCAAAGGACAGCUGGAGAACGACGCAGCUACGAGCUUUGAAGCCUUUCAGAGACACACCUUCGAUGAAGAUCACAGUGAUCCCAUUCUGCAAGGAUCCUUGGACCUCCCGGAGCUUCAGCCUGCAGCCUUUGUGUCUUCUUACCAACCCAUGUUCUUGACACACGAACCCUUGGUAGAUGCUCAGCUGCAGCACUUGAAGUCUCCUUCGCAGCGUAGCCCAACUCAGUCUUCAGACUGAACAAGAAGGGAUCCGAUACCACCUCAUUUUCACCAUGAUGAAUGGUUUAACUUAGACUAAAGUUUAAGACCAUAUAGAAGAAGGCAGCAACUCGGGGGUGAAGAAGAUAGUAAAUUAACGCAUUUUGUCAUGGAAGUUCCCAUGGUGACAGCUUUCCUGGGAAAAACUUCAGCUGCUUUAUUUUUAGUAAUAAAUUUCUGUUGACAGUUCUGCUUAUUUUCAUCGUGUUGUAAUCAGGAUAUAACCUUUCUGCUUAGCUCUGCCUGCGGUAAAGUCCUUCAUAAACCCGAGUGAGAGACGGCUGCUGACGCACGAGGAAGGUAGUUAAGAUUCUGACAGCCUUCUACCCUUGGUUCUCAUCCUCGUUCAAGGAGUGUUAGGUCCCCACCCCUGCAACCAGCUGCUGCUUUAUGUCCUUAUCAGUAUCAUCAAAAUCAAGUCCUGCUUAUCCUGAAGCUGGAAGGUCCAGUCCAAGGCCCACUGUUCAUCUUUUUCACAUUUGCAGAUUCUUCAAGGGGAUCAGAAAAUCCUCUGUAACCCUUUCUACCUCCCUUUUGUGGUUUCUUAUUGGAGAAUGCGCUUUUAGCUAAAUAUGUUGAAAGCACAUAGUAACAGCUUUAGAUAGAACAUGACUGGGGAUUGGUUCCCACCCACCAUAACAGACCCCGUCAGCUCAUUAAUCGUGUAGUAACGUGACUGCAUUCUGGAUAACUGGAUUUUUUGGACCCUACUUACUGCAUAAAGGUAGACACUUACCACAUCCCUAACCCCAACCCACAGCUCCACGUACCUUGUGGGAUGCCUUUGCUGCCCAUCCCACCAGGUAGCAGGGCUGGUAUAACGGGAAGGAACCAAAGGGCCCCAGAAGCAGAAGGGAUGGGGAGGGAGUGGUGAGAACUGGGCUGUCACUGCUGCGACUGCAUGACUGCUGACUGGGGAGAAAACAAAUGGGACUAGCAGUCCACAGGAACAGACUUAGACAGCAGAGGGAGGGAACCAGACAGCAGCACUUAGAGGACAUCACACUGGCCACGGUGAGGAAUCAGAAACUGAAGUGACUAAUGUUAGUUUUAUGACUCUUAAUGUAGUCUUCAAGGUACAUAGCUUUUAUAGUGCAAAAGAAUAAAAUGUGG
Messenger RNA from Vicugna pacos (alpaca), 2601 nucleotides. RefSeq names its product transforming growth factor beta regulator 1 (gene FYRD1). Gene Ontology annotation, cellular component: nucleus. The record is from RefSeq and is a predicted model, not a curated record. Gene Ontology annotation, biological process: regulation of cell cycle. Lineage: Eukaryota; Metazoa; Chordata; Mammalia; Artiodactyla; Camelidae.